AUGUAUCAAUUAACGUCCAUCACCGAUUGUAGGAUAUACAUCGCCACUGCGUUUUUGAUCGCAGUGUCGAUCACCUAUUACUUUUCCAUUUCAACGUUCGAUAAAUGGAAAAAACUCAACGUGCCCUACAUCAAGCCAAUUCCGUUGUUCGGAAACUUUAUGAAAGUAGCUUUGGUCAAAGACCACCCGUUAGAGUUCUUUGAUAAAAUCUAUUACAAGUUCUCCGGUCUGAAAUACGGAGGACUAUUCCAGAUGAGGACACCGUAUUUGAUGAUUCGUGAUCCAGAAAUAAUCAUUAACGUGCUAAUAAAAGAUUUCUCAUAUUUCCCCGACCGUGGUAUUUACUCGGAUUUCUCAAACAAUCCAUUGUCGGAAAACUUGUUCUUCAUGGAAAAUCCUCGAUGGAAAACAAUAAGAAACAAACUAAGUCCUGCUUUCACAUCGGGAAAACUCAAGAUAAUGUAUGACCAGAUCAAAGAAUGUGGCACUAAAUUAAUGGAAAACAUUGAUGGCGAUUUAAUGGGGACAAAUGGCGAAAUAGAAGUAAAAGACACCAUGGGAAAGUAUUCGACUGACGUCAUCGGCACUUGUGCUUUUGGGCUCAAGUUAAACGCCAUAAGUAAUGAUGAAAAUCCAUUUCGUAAGUACGGAAAAUCGAUAUUCAUACCUUCAAUGAGAAUGCUAUUUAGAGAACUGUGCCUGAUGGUUACACCCACACUUUUGAAAGUCGUAAGAGUGAAAGAUUUUCCACCAGAAGCAACUGACUUUUUUCACGAGGCAUUUAAAGAAACGUUGACGUAUAGAAUUGAAAAUAAAAUUGUCAGAAAUGACUUCGUUAAUUGUUUGAUGCAAGCGAGAAAUGAUUUGACUUUAAAUACAAAUUUACCAAAAGAAGAAAAAUUUUCGGAAUCACAAAUUGUAGCAAACGCUUUUGUAAUGUUUGCUGCUGGGUUUGAAACAACGUCCGGUACUUUAAGUUAUAUAUUAUAUGAAUUAGCGUUGAAUGUACCUGUUCAAGAGAAAGUACGUCAAGAGUUUCAAUUGAAUUUAUCCAAAAAUAAUGGACAAAUUGACAACGAAUUUUUAACGGGGCUUAAUUACAUGGAAAUGGUUAUUGCGGAAACGCUGCGUAUGUAUCCUCCUUUAAUUGCUUUGUUCAGAAAAGCAUCAAAAACAUACCGUUUGUCUGACGACCUAAUACUGGAAAAAGGCCAAAAAAUCGUAAUUCCAAUUUAUUCGCUGCAUUUCGAUAGUAAUUAUUAUCCGGAUCCGAAAAAAUUCGAUCCUGAAAGAUUUUCRCCUGAGGAAAAAGCUAAACGUCCCAGUGGUGUUUAUUUGCCGUUUGGCGAUGGACCUAGAGCUUGUAUAGGAAAACGUUUUGCUGAGCUGGAAAUUAAAUUGGCUUUAGUUGAAAUUUUAAGUAAAUUUGAAGUUUUACCAUGUAAAAAAACUGUUAUUCCUCUAAAAUAUUCUAAAAAAGUUUUAACAUUGAUGCCAGAACAUGGAAUUUGGUUAAAAUUUAAAAAAAUUGCUUAGCUUUAGAAUUUUUGAAUUAGUUAUGUACUGAAAAAAAACUAUCAGUUCGUAAGCUGUUGAAAUUAUAUGGUUUUGAUUUUAUACAAUUAUUUGUAAAAUUUCAACAAUAUUUUAAUAAUAUGUUUUAACUUCUUAUAGGU
Molecule: messenger RNA, 1676 nt
Organism: Diuraphis noxia (Russian wheat aphid)
Lineage: Eukaryota; Metazoa; Arthropoda; Insecta; Hemiptera; Aphididae
Product: putative cytochrome P450 6a13
Molecular function (GO): heme binding; iron ion binding; monooxygenase activity
Source: RefSeq, a predicted model, not a curated record